CGGGCGGGGACGGACUGCGGCCCGCCGGCACCCAGAGCACUCUGGGCUCUGUGCGCUGCCCGCUGCCCCGAGCGCGCGUCCGACCGAGCGGAGCGCAGCAGGGACUUACCUCAGUAUGCGCAUCAGAACCCGGCACUGAGGAGCCGCGGCGAUGUGGCUGCGCGAGUCCCCGGGCCCCUUCUGGGGACUGCUGCUGGCGCUGGUGCUGACGCUGGGCGGACUGCCAAGAGUCAGGGGCUUCGAGGAGGAGCCAAGCAGCGCGAGCCAGGGAUUCCAGGUAGUCACCUUCAAAUGGCACCACGUCCAGGACCCCUACAUCAUCGCAAUCUGGAUUCUCGUGGCCAGCUUAGCCAAAAUUGUGUUCCACCUGUCGCACAAGGUCACCAGUGUCGUCCCUGAGAGUGCUCUGCUCAUUGUGCUGGGCCUGGUGCUGGGCGGCAUCGUCUGGGCAGCGGACCACAUUGCCUCCUUCACGCUCACACCCACGGUCUUCUUCUUCUACCUGCUGCCCCCCAUCGUGCUGGACGCUGGCUACUUCAUGCCCAACCGGCUCUUCUUUGGCAACCUGGGCACCAUCCUGCUGUACGCCGUCAUCGGCACUGUGUGGAACGCAGCCACCACCGGCCUGUCGCUCUAUGGGGUCUUCCUCAGUGGCCUGAUGGGCGAGCUGCAGAUUGGGCUCCUGGACUUCCUGCUGUUUGGCAGCCUGAUCGCAGCUGUGGACCCGGUGGCCGUCCUGGCCGUGUUUGAGGAAGUGCACGUCAACGAGGUCCUGUUCAUCAUCGUGUUCGGGGAGUCUCUGCUGAAUGACGCCGUCACUGUGGUCCUGUACAAUGUCUUCGAGUCUUUUGUGACCUUGGGUGGUGACAACGUGACCGGUGUGGACUGUGUAAAAGGCAUAGUGUCCUUCUUCGUGGUGAGCCUGGGGGGCACGCUGGUGGGUGUCGUCUUCGCCUUCCUGCUGUCCCUGGUGACACGCUUCACUAAGCAUGUGCGCAUCAUCGAGCCCGGCUUUGUCUUCGUCAUCUCCUACCUGUCCUACCUGACCUCCGAGAUGCUGUCCCUGUCGGCCAUCCUGGCCAUCACCUUCUGUGGCAUCUGCUGCCAGAAGUACGUGAAGGCCAACAUCUCAGAGCAGUCGGCCACGACCGUGCGCUACACCAUGAAGAUGCUGGCCAGCGGGGCCGAGACCAUCAUCUUCAUGUUCCUUGGCAUCUCGGCGGUGGACCCCCUCAUCUGGACCUGGAACACAGCCUUCGUGCUGCUCACGCUGGUCUUCAUCUCCGUGUACCGGGCCCUUGGCAUUGUCCUGCAGACCUGGAUCCUGAACCGGUACCGCAUGGUGCAGUUGGAACCCAUCGACCAGGUGGUCAUGUCCUACGGCGGCCUGCGCGGGGCCGUGGCCUACGCCCUGGUGGUGCUGCUGGAUGAGAACAAGGUCAAGGAGAAGAACCUCUUUGUCAGCACUACCAUCAUCGUGGUCUUCUUCACGGUCAUCUUCCAGGGCCUGACCAUCAAGCCCCUGGUGCAGUGGCUAAAGGUGAAGAGGAGUGAGCAACGGGAGCCCAAGCUCAACGAGAAGCUGCACGGUCGGGCAUUUGACCAUAUCCUCUCUGCCAUCGAGGACAUCUCAGGACAAAUUGGACACAAUUAUCUCAGAGAUAAGUGGUCCAGUUUUGAUAGGAAGUUCCUCAGCAAGGUCCUGAUGAGAAGGUCAGCCCAAAAGUCUCGAGAUCGGAUUCUGAAUGUCUUCCAUGAGCUGAACUUGAAAGACGCCAUUAGCUAUGUGGCUGAGGGAGAGCGGCGCGGGUCACUGGCCUUCAUCCGCUCCCCAAGCACCGACAACAUGGUGAACGUAGACUUCAGCACACCGCGCCCAUCCACCGUGGAGGCCUCUGUGUCCUACCUCCUGAGGGAGAAUGUCAGCGCCGUGCGCCUGGACAUGCAGUCCCUGGAGCAGAGACGGAGGAGCAUCCGAGACACGGAGGACAUGGUCACCCACCACACGCUGCAGCAGUACCUGUACAAGCCCCGGCAGGAGUACAAGCAUCUCUACAGUCGGCACAAGCUAACUCCAAACGAGAGCGAGAAACAGGACAAGGAGAUCUUCCACAGAACGAUGCGAAAACGCCUGGAGUCCUUCAAGUCGGCUAAGCUGGGGAUCAACCAAAACAAGAAGGCUGCCAAGCUGUACAAGAGGGAGCGCGCGCAGAAGCGGAGGAACAGCAGCAUCCCCAAUGGGAAGCUGCCCAUGGAGAGCCCAGUGCACAGCUUCACCAUCAAGGAGAAAGAUUUGGAGCUUUCAGACCCUGAGGAGGCCCCUGACUAUGAAGCAGAGGAGACCAGUGGGGGCAUCGAAUUCCUGGCCAGUGUCACAAAGGAUACUGCCUCUGACUCCCAAGCAGGUGACACUGGCUCCGACACGCCGCUGAUAGGACACUCGUCUCCGCGCCGGGGGUCGCCCGCCACUGCCCAGCAGCCCCAGUUGCCGGCGCGGCUCCCGCGGCCGCGCGCUGCAAGCCCCGCGCCGCCCGAGAACACUGAGUCGGUGGCCGCAGCGCUAUCCGCCCGCGAGCCAGGGGCGGGUCCCACGCAGGGGGCGGGGCCGGAGCGCAGGGCGUUGCCCAGCGCGCACGCGCGGUCAGCGGCAGCGCGCCGUGUGCACAGCCGGCGCUCGUUCCAGCGGCCCCGCACACGCCGCCGCCCUGCGUUGCUCAAGCUCGCGUCGCUGCAGCCUCCUGGCCCCGCCGAGUUGCCGCCGCACGCGCUUGAGCAGGAGGAGACGCCGCUGUAACCAAGACCGCCGCCCCGGCCUCCCCGAGGGUGGCCUGGCCCCCAGGGUCUCCCCUCCCUGCCAGCCUGGCGCCUCGAGGCGCCUACACCCACCUCGCCCAGGUGCAGGGCUGGCCUCCAGUCGGGAGGUCUGGCAGGUGCUCCAUUUGGGGCUGCUGCCCGCUUGCCGCUUCCAGCUGAGCGGCACUUCUAUGUUGAUCUUUCGUUGUCACCGUGACUCAGGGACAGGAAAGCCUCAGAGGCCUGUGACCAUCUUCAUCACGCCAGGCCACUAGGUCACGAACAAAAGAUCUGCCCAAGUGAUAGGCCCUGACCAGUUCCCCCCGCCUCCGCCCCCAGCUGGUUCUCACCACCCUCAGUGGUCUCCCAGUCCCAGGGUGGGGGCCCAAGCCCCUCUGACCCCUUCAUAUCCAUUUGCCAGGUCUCCAAACUUCCCGGUGGCCACAGGGCCUGUGGAUGCCAUCACAGGAAUAUCUUUGUUUGCUUUUGCGUUUGGGCUCCUCCAGUCCAGCCUUUGUCCUGCCCUCCCCCCCUGAAGCUCCCUUAGGACUGUCCUGUCUCAGCAGAAAGACCUCUGACUGGAGCUGUUCCUUCUUUUGCUGGGGUGGCUGCAGAUGGCCUGGCUGGGCUGGGGCAUAGAGGGGGCCUCAGAGGCACCCUUUGUUCAGAAUCAGAGCUAGUUGUGCCCCACUUGACACAGUGGCAGAAGAGCACUCAGGGCCAUGGGUGGCUCCAAGGAGGGCUUGGUUGGACAUCCUGUGCCUGUCCUGAACUCCUUCCAUCUCUCCAGGGCUCAGGACAGAGCCCUGUUCCUGGUGUGGUGCGAGGAAUGCUGCUUCCAUUCCACAGAACCUGAGCGGGGUCCGUGUUUCCUUCUGCCCCACCCCCCUUCAGGCUGCCGUGCAGGUCUCACUUGAGGAAGACCAGAGGGACUAAAGUGCACUCAGCCACAACCCACCCCUGAAGCUUUCCUGAAACCACUCGGCUUUCUGCUCAGGAAAACUAAAAGCCCAUGUCUCAGGAUAGAAGUGGACAUUCACGAGUCCAGGAGGUCAGCAGCAGUGUGCACUGUCACUGCACAUCAGGUCUUAGGCAGGAAAACACACCAUUUCUUAUUGACAGCUUUACUGUUUGGAGAAACAGAUGAAGACAAUGCCAGUUUGUUCAAGCCUCCAUGGCUUCUCCUCGAGCAGCUUUCUGUGAUGGAAACAUCAGCUCAUCACUUCAUCCCUAGCCCAUUCUCAUUGGUCGGGGCAAGUGUCUGGCUUGCAGCCAUCUUUAUCCACUGUGAGGCCAAGUUCUGCCAGGGCAUAGCAUAGCUGGCCCAGCAGUGAUCCCAUCAGACAGCACUGUUGGUGCUUGUUGGGGGCAAACGGGGCCACCCAAGGGUUCUCUGAGAAAAGCCCAUCAGCACCCACUAUACCCCUGCAGCCAAGCCCCCUGCGCCUGCCCUCUGAUGAAGCUGCCUUAACACCCCUGGACUGCUGGGCAUGGGGACUGAUCGCCAUGGCAGAGUCAGAAGCCAAGCCAGACCAGCAGCUCAGAUGGCACCCCGCGGCCGUGCACUGGACCAAUACCAAAGCCAGCAGCCAGGGUGUGAGCCUGCCCGACACCUCCUUGACACUCCAUCUACCAAGGUCCACCAUGUUGCUCAGCUUGUGUGAUCAGCACAGCGGGACACAAUCAUGAUGGAGCCAGACUCCAGGCAAGAAGGGGUUGCUACCAGAAGCUCACCAUGUGUGCUCAGAUGCCCCCAUGCUGUGACCGGCACUGUGGCUGCAAAUCAUAGAUAGGAAUCCUGCCAUUCCUCUCCACUGUUUUAAAGCCGAAGGCAAAGUCCCGUGGAUGUAUUUCCUUAGGAAAACUGUUGUUAUAACAUUAUUUAUUUAAUAAAGAACUUCUAUUUUGUGGUACUAUAAAGUACAAAAAUUUAGGAAAUUUCUUUUUCUUACCUGCAUUUUAUUGAAAAUUUUGUUAUGGUGUUCAAUAUUCUGUAUAUUACUGAUCUUGUUAAGAGAAUUUUGUCAAAAUUGGAAGUGUAUUUUCUGAGUGGUGAAAACUGUAUGUCAAUGUUGUGAAUGUAAUCAAACUUUUGUGUACCUCUGAUCACAGGAUGAUGUGCCUUAAAACACCCCUCCUACUGUGCCAAGCAGGGAGCCUGUCACGAACACCAUGCAAUAACCAACUGCUUGACCAAUUCUAUUAAAAACAUUUCAAGGCA
Molecule: messenger RNA, 5014 nt
Organism: Marmota monax (woodchuck)
Lineage: Eukaryota; Metazoa; Chordata; Mammalia; Rodentia; Sciuridae
Gene: Slc9a3
Product: solute carrier family 9 member A3
Exons: 16
Coding region: 152-2794 (880 amino acids)
Biological process (GO): regulation of pH; sodium ion transport; proton transmembrane transport
Cellular component (GO): apical plasma membrane; brush border membrane
Molecular function (GO): sodium:proton antiporter activity
Source: RefSeq, a predicted model, not a curated record